Messenger RNA from Linum trigynum, 2510 nucleotides. NCBI's taxonomy places the organism in Eukaryota, Viridiplantae, Streptophyta, Magnoliopsida, Malpighiales, Linaceae. The record is from the annotation of a GenBank genome assembly.
AAUCCUAUCGACCUUAAUAACUCCUCAUAAACAGUAUUAAGCACGCCAAAUACGUAACUUAAUACUUAAUUACUUCCUUAAUUGGUUAACUCCCAACUAAAACCCCAUCGGAAGAAGUCUCUGGAGGGUCUUCUCCUCCGCCUAUUUCUUCUCCGCUUCCUUCCCUUCCGAUCGCGGAAAACCUCUCCAAUCAAUCAGUCUCUAACAAUGGCGGAUUCCGUCCUCGAUCCUAACCCACCUCCUCCGCCGAUCUCCGAUGCCGAUCCGCUCCUCGACCCGCUCUUCUUCUCCUCCUCCACAAACCCCGACCAACACGGCUUCAUCCCUACCGAUCUCUCCUCCUUCGAUUUCGACGACAGUUUCGAUCUAGACUUUGAUUUCGACGGCUUCCCCGAUCCUAUUAGCUUCCCUUCCGAGACCGAGUCCUUCCCUCCUCCCCCGGAUUCCGUCGGUGCACCAGAGGCUGACGGAUCGCCGGGAUCGGGGAAUUCUGUGGUGUCUGGUAGCGAUGGGGGUGGUGGCUGCUCUGACGUUGGGAAGUAUUUCAACCGCUCGCCUUCUCGUGCCGGGAGUUGCGAUUCCGAUGAAGGGAGUACGGCUUCAGUUGCUGUAGGGAUAGCGAAUUGUACUGAUGCAUCUCCUGUUUCGUCGCAUGGUUCUGGAAAUGGGGAAAGGUCUGAUGUUUCUGAGACGACGAAUGCCUGUUCUCCUGGUUCGGGGACUUUUCCGGGGAAAGAUGAGGAAGCGAUUGUGAGGAAAAAGAAGAGCGGCGCCGGCGGCGCGUUGCCGAAGAGGAAGAAGGAGUCGAGUAACGAUGCGUCCUCCAGAAGGCAGAAAUGUAGGGUUUCUGAAAUUCCCAAAUCGAAUUCUUCGUCGCAGGGGAGCGAUACAAAGACUGAGGAGUGCGGCAGCUUUGGACCUUUCGGUGAAGAAGAUGAGAAGAAGAAGGCCAGGCUGAUGAGAAACCGAGAGAGCGCGCAGCUGUCGAGGCAGAGGAAGAAGCAUUACGUGGAGGAGCUGGAGGAUAAGGUGAGAGCUAUGCAUUCUGCAAUUGCUGACUUGAAUGGUAAAGUUUCGUACUUUAUGGCUGAGAAUGCUAGCUUGAGGCAGCAAUUAGGUGGUGGCAAUGGCAUGUGUCCUCCUCCUAUGUAUCCACCGCCGAUGGCUCCCAUGGCUUAUCCAUGGAUGCCCUGUCCUCCAUACUUUGUUAAGCCUCAGGCUUCUCAGGUUCCCCUGGUUCCUAUCCCUAGAUUGAAACCCCAGCAGCCCGUGGCUUGUGCUAAAUCCAAGAAGGGUGAGACGCCCGCGAAAAAGUCUGAGACAAAGACCAAGAAAGUUGCUAGUGUUAGUCUUCUGGGUUUGCUCUUUUUCAUUUUUAUGUUUGGUGGGCUAUUGCCUGUUAUCAACGUUAAGUAUGGAGGGCCUGGGGAGAAUGUAGAUCGCCGGUUUCAUGAUAGUUUUUCGGAUCAGCAUUUUCGUGGGAGAGUGUUGGUAGCUGAUGGGCAUUCGAAUAGAUCUAGUGACAACAGCAUCAACAGAAUUCACUGUGAGAAAAGUAAGAAUGGAGGUGCAGAUCAUAUACCCAAACCGGGUGGUUUUGCACAUCCGGAUAACUCGAGUGAGCAGCUUCAUGCAUCCUUGUAUGUGCCACGGAAUGAUAAGCUCGUGAAGAUUGAUGGGAAUUUGAUAAUUCACUGUAUUCUGGCUAGUGAGAGAACAACAACAACAACAGAAUCUCAGGAGAAGAAGACUCCUGAAGCAAAACCCAUGGAGAAGGGUUUAGCAAUAGCUCAGGAUUUCUCAGGGGCUUUGGCUAUCCCUGACGGAAACAAUAGGGGGAGGAUCUAUAGAACUCCUGCUGAACAACAGAAGGCCAUUGGUUCCGGAUCUAAUGAUAAUUUGAAGGAACAGUUCAAGUCUUCUGCUGCUGAUGGUAAACUGCAGCAGUGGUUCCAUCAAGGUCUUGCAGGUCCUAUGUUGAGUUCUGGAAUGUGCAGUGAAGUGUUUCAAUUUGACGUUUCACCAUCUCCUGGUGCCAUAGUGUCUUCUCCCCCAGUCACUAAUCUCACCAGAGAACCCCAACAGAAAGCUACUCCUCCCUCUGACAAGAAAAAGCAUAGAAGAAUCCUCCAUGGCCUUCCAGUACCCUUCCCGGAUUCAGAACUCAAUGUCACUGGAGAACACAAGGGGCGAAACAACGAGACAUUCAACAUUCAAGGUAAUAAUAGUAAACCACCAGCCUCUUCAAUGGUCGUCUCCGUGCUUAUUGAUCCCAGAGAAAUCGCGGAUACUGAAGUGGAUGGUGUAUUUCUCCCAAAGUCCCUCUCUCGAGUGUUUGUUGUUGUACUAGUGGACAGUGUCAAGUAUGUCACUUAUUCGUGCAUGCUUCCCCGCUCUAGUCCUCACUUGGUAAGAGCUUGAAGAAAUGGCCUGAGUCACAGAACUGAGAAUGUGUACUGCAGGCCUUCAGUUUUGUGUAGAGAGAGAGAAAAUAGAAAACCUAGCUUCGA